GUUUAGUGUUUACUGUUUAACUGUGUUGUUUUGCAAAUACUUAGAAUUGGUAAUGCUAUAUGUGAUAGAAUUAUAAAAUAGCACGCGAAAUGAGUGAUUUUGAAAACGCAACUGAAGCUGCGUCUCUCGCCGUACAAUUCGACCAGGCAGGGCAAUCAGAAAAGGCGGUAGAAUGUUACCGCACAGCUGCUAGAUUAUUAGACAGGGUUUGUAGUCAAGUUUUGCCAGAAAAACAAACUGAAAUCCGAAAGAAAGUUAAGGAAUAUCUAGCUAGAGCAACAUUCUUGCAGGAACAAAAAGAAAAGGCGCAACAGGCAGACAGUGAGCGUGGUUUACAGAAAUGUUACUUUCUAAUGCAGCAAGCUCUUGAUGCAGAUGAGGCCAAUUUGAAGGACCUGGCUCUGCAGCUGUAUACACAAGCUGUUGAAUUGGCCGUAUCUGUUAAAUCAAGUGACCCAGAUAUAAAAGCUAAAAUUAAAGGCUUAGCAGAACAAGCUCUAGAUAGGGCUGAAGAAAUUAAGGGAAUCAAGAAAAUGGGUGCCUUGUCUAUUAAUGAAAUAAAAAAACCAGUGAUAUCACCUAAACGAACGAAUCUCGAAAGAGAGCAAAGUGUGCACCUAAAAGUAAGCGGUAAACAAGUCUACACGGAAGAAGAGAAAGAAGUAUUACGGCAGACUUCAAAUAUUAAUAACAACUGCUUUUUGCCGUUUAUGGAUGUGGAUUUAUCAGAGAAAUUCCAAUACGCAAUACCAUUUGAGGAUAGAGCCAGUGAGCUGACAUUGUCCUCAAAGCAGGCACAUGAAUUUGAUAGCUGGGUUCGGCCACACGAAGUAUCCAGUGAUCCGAAAUUGAUUGUUGGUGAUCAUGUUGACUGUUUCAGUAUUAAGCAGACUAUAGUAUCGGACUGCUCGUUUGUCGCAUCGUUGGCGGUGAGCGCACUCUAUGAGAAGCGGUUUAAUAAGAAAAUUAUUACGUCUAUAAUUUAUCCAAAGAACAAGAAUAAAGUUCCUGUGUAUAAUCCGUUCGGGAAAUAUAUGGUUAAAUUGCAUUUGAAUGGAGUGCGGAGGAAGGUUAUAAUCGACGAUCGCUUGCCGUACAGCAAGUAUGGUCGACUUCUAUGCUCAUACUCUAGCAACAAGAAUGAAUUCUGGGUGUCCAUGCUGGAAAAGGCAUACAUGAAAGUGAUGGGCGGAUAUGAUUUCCCUGGAUCUAAUAGUAACAUAGACCUGCACGCGCUCACCGGGUGGAUACCGGAGCGGUGCGCGAUCCGCGCGGGCGCGGCGGACUUCAACGCGGACGCGCUGUACGAGACGCUGCGCGCGCGGCUCGAGCGCGGCGACGUGCUGGCCACCGCCGCCACGGGCGAGCUGGGCGACGCGCGCGCCGAGCGCAGCGGCCUCGUGCCCGCGCACGCCUACGCCGUGCUCGACGUGCGGCUCGUGCAGGGGGUAAAACUCCUAAAGCUCAAGAACCCCUGGUCCCACCUCCGCUGGAGGGGAAACUACAGCGAGCUAGACACCGCCCACUGGACCCCCACGCUCAGGUCACUCUUGAACUAUGACCCCGAUAGCGCGGCGCAGUACGACAAUGGAGUGUUCUGGAUCGAUUACGCGAGCAUACUGAAUUUCUUUGAGGUGUUCUAUCUGAACUGGAACCCGGAACUGUUUCAGUACACGUACUGUAUACACCAGAAAUGGGACGCUGGCAACGGCCCAAUACGUGACGCGUACAACGUGGGGGAGAACCCCCAAUUCUCCCUCCACGUGCAAGGGCAGGGGGCUGUUUGGCUGCUGCUGACUCGGCACAUCACGCAGAUAGACGAUUUCAGGGACAAUAAGGAGUAUAUCACGCUGCUGGUGUAUAAGAAUGGACAGCGGGUGUACUACCCUUAUGACCCACCGCCAUACAUAGAUGGAAUUCGUAUCAACAGUCCACACUACUUAUGCAAGAUAAUUAUGAGUGAUACAAGCACGGACAAAUUCACACUUGUUGUAUCGCAGUAUGAGAAGUCUAGAACAAUCUAUUACACGCUACGAGCGUACGCCACGUGUCCGUUCUCGAUGGCCAAAAUUGAACCUUAUCCUUAUAGGAAGACGAUAAGAGGAGACUGGGUCGGCCGAACAGCGGGGGGAUGUAUAAACCACCCCGCGACAUAUCAAAACAACCCCAAAUUUAUAGUCACUGUACCAGACUCGGUAACACCUUGCAACCUUACAGCCGAGUUAAAGGGUCCAAAGCAGUAUCAAAUUGGGAUUGACGCGAAAGUCGAGUCGUUGGACGACCCGAGUGUUACUGCGCCGUUUUUGAAAGAAUCUUCUGGACCGUAUAGAGCUGGCUUCGUGGUCCUCAUACUACGGAACCUGCCAGCGGGGAGGUACAUUCUGACCCCCUCCACUUUCUACCCGGGGGAGGAGGGGCCGUUCUUCCUGGAACUGAAGUCCACUUGCGACGUUACGUGUGAACCACUUCACUGAGGGGGGUGUUUGUUUAUAUGGAGAACUAAAAGAGGGGUUUGGGGAAUUGAGGUUGACUUUUUUGAGAUGUGUUUUUGAGGUGU
Zerene cesonia (dogface butterfly) is the source of this 2557-nucleotide messenger RNA. RefSeq names its product calpain-7-like. The transcript has 12 exons. Bases 90 to 2474 code for a protein of 794 amino acids. Gene Ontology annotation, molecular function: calcium-dependent cysteine-type endopeptidase activity. NCBI's taxonomy places the organism in Eukaryota, Metazoa, Arthropoda, Insecta, Lepidoptera, Pieridae. The record is from RefSeq and is a predicted model, not a curated record. Gene Ontology annotation, biological process: proteolysis.